GGCGGAAGUGCUUUCGGGUAGCUGCGGGGUGGCGGUUGGACUGAGUGAUGGCGAAGCAUCAUCCAGAUCUGAUCUUCUGCAGGAAGCAGGCCGGAGUGGCUAUUGGGCGAUUGUGUGAGAAAUGUGAUGGUAAAUGUGUGAUCUGCGACUCCUAUGUCAGGCCAUGCACGCUAGUCCGUAUCUGUGACGAGUGUAACUAUGGGUCCUAUCAGGGGCGGUGCGUGAUCUGUGGUGGCCCUGGUGUAUCUGAUGCCUAUUACUGCAAGGAGUGCACUAUCCAGGAAAAAGAUAGAGAUGGAUGUCCAAAAAUUGUCAAUCUUGGCAGUUCAAAAACUGACCUGUUCUACGAAAGGAAAAAGUAUGGCUUUAAGAAGAGGUGAUCCCAAGGAAUCUUUCACAUUCCAACUGAAUGUGGAGACACUGGAACAGUCUUGCGUAGGAUGUUUAACAUUGCUGUUUCACAGUGUGGAGUAUCGUAUUUGAUGGCACAAAUCAGGCAGCAUGUGGAGGAGGGCGAUGGUUACACGCGAGUUCAAUUAUUUUUUUGUUUAGUAGCUAGCAUAUUUUCUGUCUCUCCCAGCAAAGUGAGUUUGGAAUUGAAGUAACGUAUUUCUGGCAAUGGAACCAACACCAGAACUUUCCAUAGCAACAACGCCACUGAUCUAUUUCUGGGCAGGAACAAGUAAUGCUUACCAAUCCGUUGAUUUUAUUUGCAGCCUUUAAAAGAAUUGGGGGAGUUAGCUGGUUGUGAGUUUAGCGACUAGGGAUUUAAUUGUUCAGUGAGUCAGUUAAUGGUCAUAACUUCACUUCUGUAGCUGCAAAAUCCUUUGUAUUUCACAUUUAAUGGUCAUAACUUCACUUCUGUAGCUGCAAAAUCCUUUGUAUUUCACAUUUAAUGGUCAUAACUUCACUUCUGUAGCUGCAAAAUCUUUUGUACUGGAUGCAAAUAAUUACUUCUUGCUUUGCCUCAUAACAAUUGAUUCACUGACAGGAGAUUGGGCAUUUAAUUUUUACCUCAGGUUUCAUGUUUGAGUAAUCUUGAAGCCUAUUUGUGAGUCACACUAAAGCAGUGUUUGAGAUGAGAGCUGCUAGAUAUCUGUCCUUCAUGCAGGUCCUUCAACACACUUCCUGAUUGUUUAGCUUGAACGUAUUCCAUAAACACUUUUUUGUUACUUGCAAUAAGCUAUUCUCAUUGAGAGUGGUAUGACUUGUGUAUUUACGGAAAUAUUUGAUGGCUCCCUCAUGCCCUGUUGGCUAACCACACUGCUGUGCAGAGCCGCAAAGACAAAGUCCAAGAUUGGUCUCCAGUCUGUGCUGAAUUAACUGACCUUAGAUGGCAGGACUCCAUGGGACAUAACUGGGGAGGGGGCUGGGGGGGGUGAGAAACAGCUAGUAUUCCUGCUUCUAAUUGCUAUGCAGUAAUGCCUGCUGGAAGUGUGUGUGUGUGUGGUUGAGUGGGAUAAGAAUCAAACUCUUUGUGACUUAUUUCACCAAAUCAUAGUGGUCAAGUAGCAUUCCAAGACUUGAUGUCUUGGCCUCCAUCUAAAUAAUGGUCACUUAAAUAUAAUACUGUUGUUGGGAGAUCAGUUCAAGUGGAGUGUUCUACCAGGCAAACGGUUAGUUGAAAAAUGCUCAGGACACUCCAGUUGCAGCUGGAUGCUGUUCUAGAUGAGUUAGAGUACAAGAGGGAUGAACUUUGGGCAUGUGUGUUUUUUUUUUUCAGUCCUUAUGACCCUUGCACAGCGUGAGUCAGCACCUUUUUUUUUGAGAGAGGAUGCAGUGUUGUAUUAAUCUGUUGUAUUGCUAGGUAUGCUGCAAAAGCACAGCCCCAAAAGUAGGUGGGAAUAAUUGCCAUCUUUUAACCAGAGUUAAAGAAAUUAACCAAAUUCAGCAGUGUGGAACUAACCACCACUCCCAAGUUGCAGGGGUAACCCAGUGUGGGCUGGCUCUCUCUCUCUCUAAGCAAACUGCUUGUGUUUCCUGAAACGGCCUGCUUGACAGCUAUGGUUUCUUUGUUGUGCUUUCACUUGCUUGAAGGAUUUGGUAGAGGUGCAGUUUAUUCAUUAGAAUUAUUUUUUAAAUGCAAGUUAAAGUUAAACAUACUGGCCUUAAAUACUUCAGGAUACAUUUUUUUUCACCUCUUAAUCCUUUGUCUGAUAUAAUGUUUAACUUGCUAAGCAGCUUGCUGCAGAGUGCCCAGCCUCCUAGUUGGAGAAACUGGCAGAGGGAAGACUUUUAUCUGUGUCACAUACUCACUUUUAAGACUUGAUGUGCUUUGACUCCUGGCACACCUCUUCCGGAUGCAGGUACUGGCAACCAAGCUUGGUCAAGUCACAUCCUGCUUCAGCAUUGAGAAUCAAGGGCAGUUUAUGUGGGGCCACAGUUGAGGCCUUUCAGCAGAAGGCAUUUUAAGUUAUCCAGGGGCA
Messenger RNA from Carcharodon carcharias (great white shark), 2426 nucleotides. It is a transcript of the gene phf5a, whose product is annotated as PHD finger protein 5A. The record is from RefSeq and is a predicted model, not a curated record. Gene Ontology annotation, biological process: mRNA splicing, via spliceosome. NCBI's taxonomy places the organism in Eukaryota, Metazoa, Chordata, Chondrichthyes, Lamniformes, Lamnidae. Gene Ontology annotation, cellular component: precatalytic spliceosome; U2 snRNP; U12-type spliceosomal complex. The transcript is spliced from 4 exons. The coding region runs from base 48 to 380 and encodes 110 amino acids.